AAAAGCUGGCCAGAGUUACUUCAUUCUUACAUACUACAUAGACUUUUCCUGCAAUCUUGUAUCUAGUACAGCUAGUUUCACUCGAAUUGAAGAUCAAUAAUGUGUUUGGGAUUGCUAAGGUUUCUGUUUCCGUUGAUUCUGAUCCUUGGAACCAUUCCGAGAGAAUCUGAUGGACAGUUUGAGGACUGGUGCAUAGCAGAUGAGCAGACACCAGAUGAAGAAUUGCAGAGGGCCGUUGAUUGGGCAUGCAGGAAUGGUGCAGAUUGCAGCAAGAUAGAAGUGAACCAACCUUGCUAUCUGCCCAACACUGUGAAGGACCAUGCCUCUUUUGCUUUCAAUAGCUAUUUUCAGAAGAUGAAGCACAAAGGAGGAGAUUGCUACUUCAAUGCUGCUGCUCUCUUGACUGCCCUUGAUCCAAGUCAUGGCUCGUGCAAAUUUGAGGUUCUUCCUUGAAUCAAGCGGAUCGGAGCUUCUUCCUCAAGUGUCAAUGAAUCUAGCUUCCUAUCAUGUUCUGCUGAUGAUCUCUCCCUUGCUUGUCUGUUACUUAUUUCCUGGAAUGAAUAAAAUUACUUCAAAGCUUCAGAGACCAUCCA
Messenger RNA from Ipomoea nil (Japanese morning glory), 593 nucleotides. Its product is annotated as glucan endo-1,3-beta-glucosidase 4. NCBI's taxonomy places the organism in Eukaryota, Viridiplantae, Streptophyta, Magnoliopsida, Solanales, Convolvulaceae. The coding region runs from base 100 to 453 and encodes 117 amino acids. The record is from RefSeq and is a predicted model, not a curated record. The transcript has 3 exons.